Messenger RNA from Colletotrichum truncatum, 1608 nucleotides. RefSeq lists its product as uncharacterized. NCBI's taxonomy places the organism in Eukaryota, Fungi, Ascomycota, Sordariomycetes, Glomerellales, Glomerellaceae. The record is from RefSeq and is a predicted model, not a curated record.
AUGGCUUCUCAUCUGUAUGACCAGCUUCACGGCCCAAUGUCACCUUGCAUACGACUCGCACACCAGGACGUUUCUCAGAUCUGCAUUCUCCCGUCCGUCACUCAUAGACCUGCCAUCGAGCAGAACACGUUUCAUACUCCUACAUCAGCGAAUCCUACACGCAUACCGCCACCAGCAAAGCCCAUGCAGGCCGUUAUAAGUCAUCUGGUACCCCAGGCCACAAUCCAACAUGUCCAGGCCAUGUCUUCUGUCCAUUGCCAACGUGCCUAUGGAGUCCAAAUCUCUGAUGGUACGAGUCUUGUUCUCGUUGCACCUCCACCGCCGAUGGUUAAGCUCCUCCGAUCGGAACGGGCCUCUGUUGUUUCGGAGGCGGCAAUCUUAAGAUGGCUAGCAAAAAUUACCAUCGAUCAGCCUCUCCUUCAGGAUUGGGCCCGGAAACCAGAAGUCGCCCUGGGUGUUGAUGCAGCUUUGGGCAGUGAGGGGGCAGACUUGGAUAAGUCUAUUGGCGGUGCAGCUGAGGACUUGCAACCUUUCCUCCCCAAGCUCAUAGCACACACUGUCGCUUCCAACGAAGCAGGCCGCGAAUUCAACCUCAUGCGGCCUACACUAGGAGUUCCAAUUCCCGAGCUCAAUCCACCCCUCUCACUGUCCGAGCGUAAGACAAUCGAUUUUCAAACAGGGCAGCUGUACAGAAAACUGUGUAAACUCGUUUCGCCAACAGGUCGGUUCGGUCCAGCGUAUGCUGUCCUGCCACUCGCGACGUGUCCUACACCUGAUGCGACUCGGCCUGCCAGGCGAGAUGUGAACACAAGCCUGGUGGAGUCACGAGGUGUUCAGUCGUGGUCGAUGGCCUUUCAUUCAAUGCUGGAGGCAGUUCUACGUGACGGCGAAGACAUGCAAGUCAUGCUAGGAUACAGUUCCAUUCGCCGGCACUUUAAGCGAUUUCGAUACACCUUGGACGAUGUGACGACGCCUCGCCUAGUAGCCGUGGACGCUGGAAAGGAUCUCAAUACCCUCGUGGUAAGAAAAGUGCGCCGAAAGAGCACUGGGUCACCAGUCAGCAGCAGGCGACAGACCGCUGAGGAAGACCAGUGCCGAACCCAUGUUAAGCGGGACAGCGACGACAGCGAAUCUGAACUUCACGACAGCGAAUCUGAACUUCACCAAGACGAACAUAUUGCACCCUACAACCAAAGCAACACGAUAAUGAGCGGUAUGAAGGACUGGAGCAACUUUGUCUUUGGAGACCCCCUUUUUGCCGUCAACUUCUGUAGUGGUCCUAGCAGUGAGUUUCUGUUGGGCUUCAACGGCACCUCGCCAAAUCAGGAAAGCUCGGCGAUAUUUUCAUCGGAUAUCAUUGAGGACAAAGAAAACGCUCACGUUCGCCUGCUUCUGUACGAAUGCUAUCACACCGUCACUUACAUUGCCAGGGAGUUCUUCCGGCCGCGAAAGGACGGUACUGGCCGAGAGCUAGAGGCUCGGAAGACAUUGAACAAGAUACUAGCGCAGUUAGAUGCGAUGGAUAGUGUUGAUGACCAGAGAGGAAGAAGACCCAGCGGCGAGACAAGCCCUGCGAAACGCUCAAGAAGCGGCGACAAGGACAAAUGA